Dinoponera quadriceps is the source of this 897-nucleotide messenger RNA. RefSeq lists its product as uncharacterized. The transcript has 5 exons. Gene Ontology annotation, cellular component: extrinsic component of mitochondrial inner membrane. The coding region runs from base 1 to 897 and encodes 298 amino acids. The record is from RefSeq and is a predicted model, not a curated record. NCBI's taxonomy places the organism in Eukaryota, Metazoa, Arthropoda, Insecta, Hymenoptera, Formicidae.
AUGUUUAAAAUAGAAGGUGAAUUGCUGCGGUAUGAUGGACCGUUAACGCCGGAUCGUUAUAACAAGUUUUUCAAUCCGAACUUAUGCCACGUUUGUAAGGAAAAAGAUACUGGCAAUUUGAUAACAUGCGAUCAAUAUUAUACGAUCUCGUACUGCAGCAUGGAGCACAAAAUGUUGCAUCAUCCGGAGCACGAACAGAUCUGCAGAACUGUAAAGAAGAAUUUAGAAAAGGAUCCCCAAUGGCGCAUUCGUAAAUUAAAUCCGAACGAGUGGUUUCAGUCGAGAAAACUAAGUCUGAAUCUAGACAUCGGAUAUUUAAAUAGUUACUCCAUUAAACUAAAAUUCCGUGUGUUUCCUGGACCAAGAUCCUAUUUACCGGCUUGGGAACUUAUCCUGCACCUUUUACAUCAAAUGAAGGAACUAAUAAUUAUAUUGAUAGGGCCAGGCUUACAAAAUGAACGUGGUAACAUUGACGCUUGUCUUACGUGCAAGGUCACUUAUGGGCAGAGGUUAUUUUUGGAAACUCAUGGCAUGCCGUAUCAUGAUUAUGUAAACAGUCAGUUAUAUAAGCGACCAAAUGUAAUUAUAGCAUUUCAAGCAGAACUUUAUCGUGAACACAUAGGGGAAGGAUUUUUAAGAGCAGUGCGACAUCAAAACUGUCCAUUACUUAUAACUGCUACGUCGGUGGAUAAAUUGAAGGAAAAUAUGAACACCGUAAACCAACUUCUUAGUACAUGGCUAUUUAGCUCAUCCAGUCAAAACCGUCGCUUCGUCUGUGAACAUUCGACAUCAAACAGUGAGAGCAUUCAGAAACUCUACUUCCUAGUCAGUCGUACAAAGACUCCAGCACAGAAUAUACCAAGAAAGUUCUACGUGUAUUGCACAUACUUAUCGUAA